AUGACAGGUAUCACGACCAAGGUCAAGUAUGGGCAGGUUUCCUGGGGAGAGAUAUUGGACAUGGCGAGGGUUCUGGCACCGUUGCCCUUCCUGCUCUGUUGGAAGCUCCUGACAUCUCCCUUUGUCAAGCACUUGCAGCACAAAACAUGGCUGCGUGUCAUCAGUGAUUGCUCGGCCCACCAGCUCACUAGUUUGGGUUUCGCCCAACUCCAGUACGCUCUGGGAGACUCCGUGACUGUCUACAACAAUUUCAUCAGCCAAGCACGUUUAAUGCCUCUCAUAGAGGAACUGGAUGGUGGUGUACAGCUUGCGUGGGUGGGCCCAAAGCGAACGGACCGAGUGGUACUUUACCUUCACGGCACGUUUAUCUAUUUUUGCAAGGCGAAGACUGAUCAAUUUGCGUGCCAGCUUGAAUUGGAGAAGAAGGGCCUUGAAGCAGGACUUGCGGUUCUGCUCUACAGCCUUCUACCCGACGCUGGUCACCCUACCCCGCUCCGCGAGAUGCGAACGGCAGUAGACUACCUCAUCAAGUCCGGAGUUGCACCAAAUAACCUCAUAUUUACAAGCGACUCCGCGGGAGGGAACCUUACUCUAGCCUUCUUCUCGCACAUUCUGCAUCCUCAUCCUACCAUUGAACCCUUCAGCCUCCCCGCGGAUACUCGCUUCGGUGGCGCUUUCCUUCUGUCACCCUGGGUAUCCUUAGCCGGGGAUGACGUUCCCAAUUCUUACGAUGAAAAUGGUCCUGUCGAUGUUACAGAUGCGGCUACCCUCCGUGCGUGGGGUCAUUAUGCUCUUGAAGGCGUCCCUCUGACCGAAAUCAAUUACAUGGAGCCUAUCAAAACUCCCGACGGUUGGUACGAAGGUACGGACCAAUUGGUGGACAAUGUCUUCAUUUCUGUUGGGGAGUUUGAGUGUCUGAGGGAUUCUAUUCUCACUUUCUACGAGAAGAAGUUUAAGCGAUACGCCGGUCGCAGCCAGUUAUAUGUACAGAAGGGAGGUGUCCAUGUUGAUCCCUUUUAUGAUUUUUUCUUCGCAGCCUCGCCCAAAACGACUGGGAAACUGACGCCUGAAGUCGUUACCUGGAUAGCUGAUUCGUUCAAAAUCGAAUGA
Messenger RNA from Guyanagaster necrorhizus, 1110 nucleotides. RefSeq names its product alpha/beta-hydrolase. The record is from RefSeq and is a predicted model, not a curated record. Lineage: Eukaryota; Fungi; Basidiomycota; Agaricomycetes; Agaricales; Physalacriaceae. Bases 1 to 1110 code for a protein of 369 amino acids. The transcript is spliced from 4 exons. Gene Ontology annotation, molecular function: hydrolase activity.